AUGAGACUUCUUUCAAGAAGGUUCGUCGUCUCAAGGAUAAGCAACACUGCAGCCAUCAACCCUUUUGGACGAAGCCAGAGCGUAUCCUUAACUAUCAUCAGGAAAAAAGAUGUUCAACUACUUCGCAUCGCCUUCUACACGGGUAAAGAGCACCCCCUGACCCAAAUCUAUUCUUUUCAGUCUUCCCUCGGAUGCAAAGGUUUCAGUGAUGAAGCCAUGUGCAUCCUUUUCCCAUCCACCCUCAAUGACGCCUCUUUGAACUGGUUUUACCGGUUGAACCCUCGCAUUAUCGACUCAUUAGACCACCUAAAGCAGACUUUUUUCAACCAUUUCAUGAAUCAGACUGAUCGUUUGUACUCUGCGGACGACCUAUAUAUGCUUCAAUAG
Prunus armeniaca (apricot) is the source of this 387-nucleotide messenger RNA. NCBI's taxonomy places the organism in Eukaryota, Viridiplantae, Streptophyta, Magnoliopsida, Rosales, Rosaceae. The record is from the annotation of a GenBank genome assembly.